GGGUGGGUCGUCCAAAGUAGAAUCCAACGGCGCGCCGCAGCUCCUCCGCCCCUCCGCUCCCGCCGCCUAUAUUCCUUACUUGCGUUCGUUCGUCAAGCCCUUGCACAAGCGCGGGCGGCCCUCCGACCGGCUGAAACCCCGGCGGCCUCCUGAAGAUUACGGUACCGGGAUCGGUCUGAGCCGCCGAGGCCCGCGCAGGCGCUUCCUUAUAUAUCGUUUCUUGGCGUGGCUAAGGUGGUGGUGACCAUCCGGUGAAUAUGGUAUGUAUUGCAUGCUUGAUGUAAUGCGAAGUUGCGAUUUCCCUGUGCUACUACUUCCCGGUUGGCAAAAUGUAAUGCGACCACAAAAAUGUGGUUUCUUGGCCGGGGCACCGGCUUCGUCUGCAUUGCUCCCGUCUCGCAAUGAGGAAAGAUUAAUUAAUUAAUACAGUAUAUAAUCAAGGGUGUUAUUGUUCCCUCUGGGCUCCGGGUCUGGUGCUCAUCCUGUCCUAAAUCUGGGUGCGAUGCGAUUCGCGUUCGGGCGAUUCGACUCGGAUAUUGAUCAAAUGGUAUCGAUUCCUCCCGUCGAUGCGGCAAUUGCUGGCUAAUGUAUGAAUGAACCUUCUACUGCUCAGUUGUUUGUAGGCGGUCUAACACUCCUUGAGUAAUCAGCUGAUGUGAUGUGACACCCACCUGGAUAGAUAGUCUUUUCAUCAAAGAUGGCGAUUUCGCUGGAACAAUUUGAUUAUUUGAGAUACAUAAACAUUGUGUGUGAAGUAUGUGGAGAUAUUGGUUACAGACAACUUCUGCUAUGUUGCGGAGACUGUAAGCGUUAUGCUGUGCACCAGUACUGUUUGGACAAAGUUGUUUUCGAUGCAACGUUGCUAGAAUGGUUCUGUUAUGAAUGCCUACAAAGGCGUGGUGAAGUUACUUGCGUCGCAUCUCUAGAACAGGUGUCAAGUGAAAGCCCACUAAGUCAUGCUCAUUUUGGUCCUCUAGUACAUCAGCGUACUACUAAGAGGGUGGAGUCAGUAACAGGGCCAUAUUCACCCAGUGAUGACUGUGAGGAAUUAUUUUCCUACCCUGGCAUAGAAAGCAUCCCAAGUGUUCAAGAAAUAAGUGUAGAUCCCAUUAAGACUUCAAGUAUUUCUGAACAUGAUACCAUAGAAGCAGCUGCAAGCAGUGAAAGAUUCACGGAGUGUCAAAAGGCUAGCUCCUGUCGCGAGGGGAUAACUGUGAAGAUGGCUAUGGCGCCCUCAUCAUAUGAGAACUCAGGAGAAGACAUUUUCUCUGAAAAUGUAUUUUUGGAAUAUGUUUUGGCAUAUAAAUGUUAUCUAUCUAAAGCACAAAAGAAGAGAGUAAUGGAGCUUAUUCAGGAAAUUCAACCUGAAUUCACAGUUUUUAUAUCAAUAAUGCGGAGGGGCAAUGUGCGACCUCCGGGUCCUUUUCUGGGAAUUAACAAGGAAUAUGCAAAUGCACAUUUCCCAGAUAAAAGCACAAAUGUCACUCUUGAGAUGCCUGACAAGAGCAAGAAGUGGCAUCCCAAAUUCUACAGAAGAGAUGUAAGCAGAACCUGCAUGCUUACGGGACAGUGGCUAGACUUUGUCUGCGACAAUCAUGUGCAGGAGGGAGAUAUAUGCCUCCUUUUACCGACAAAAGAUGAGAUAAGAUGCACGUUUAUGGUCUAUGUUCUUCAUGAAACAACUCAUUCUUCUAGAGGUGAGGCUGGCUUUCAAAUGGGUGGCCCAUGCCCUGGUGCAUCUGGUGUGGCUUCAGAAAUCCAUGUUGAGGAGGAACCAACCACUGGGGAACAUGUUUCUUCAGAAAGUGAUAUGCGAGAAAUUCCUCAUGAAUCUCUCUCGAGAGGAGACUCUGAUGAUCAAUUUGAGCCUCCAUACUUUGUACCAUGCAAGAGUCCUCUAUCUGAAUCCCAAAAGAGAAUGGUUGAGGAGCGAGUGCGAGCUAUCCGAUCUGAAAUUCCCAUUUGUGUGGCAGUAAUGAAGAACAACAAUGUUGGUGUCGCUCAACGUUGGAUGCUAGAAUUAGGUUCACGAUAUGGUUCGGUAUAUCUCCCAACUAAAGGGCAAACCAUAUUGCUCCAGUGCGGGGGGACGACAUGGAAGGCAAAAUUGAUGUUUCAUAAUGGUAGAAGGUGGUUUCUGAAUGGAGGUUGGCCCAAUUUUGCUCGCGGCAAUGGCCUGCGUGUGGGUGACAUCUGUCUAUUCGAACUGAAGAAGAAAGACAGUAAGCUUACCAUGGCAGUCCACAUCAUUCGCAGGGAGAAGUUUUAGUUUGCACUAUACCAAAGUGUGGCUCCUGUUCUUUCGGCUGGUACCCUGGGCUUAUUGUACUUGUUCUAUUUUGACAGUCGUGUGGCUGAUCUCUCGAAGGAUUAGAGACCAAUCUGUAACAUCUGUUGGUAGCUAUCGUGCCGCCUUGCUUUUGCUUAUGUUGUACUUAACACCCUUCUUAAAGUUUCAUCUGAAUUAAAAGUGAUGACUAUUGUUUGUCAUCGAACAUCUAGUCUGUGUUCUCAAUAUAGUCUCUCAUGCCUGUUACGUCUAUCUCCCUCUCAAGAAAGAGAUCCGGUUGUCCAGGAACCAGUUAA
Messenger RNA from Zea mays, 2586 nucleotides. RefSeq names its product B3 domain-containing protein Os03g0619800. The record is from RefSeq and is a predicted model, not a curated record. The transcript has 7 exons. The coding region runs from base 698 to 2269 and encodes 523 amino acids. Gene Ontology annotation, molecular function: DNA binding. NCBI's taxonomy places the organism in Eukaryota, Viridiplantae, Streptophyta, Magnoliopsida, Poales, Poaceae.